Messenger RNA from Cylicostephanus goldi, 279 nucleotides. The record is from the annotation of a GenBank genome assembly. Lineage: Eukaryota; Metazoa; Nematoda; Chromadorea; Rhabditida; Strongylidae.
GUAGCCAUGGGUCCCACUGAACAAAAAGAUCUUCCACUGCCAUUGGAAACGAGACCGUGGAUAGAGAAAGGACUAGCUGCUUUGAAAGAAAAGGAUCCAAAACCGAUAUACAGGCCACCACAAUCUGAAAAGACCAAACAAAGAAAAACGCACUUUGCCGAGAAGACCGUCGAGCAUACUUUCUUUGAUGAUCUGCAAACAAGUUUAAUUGUUAAGGUGAAUGAGCAGCCACUUUUAUCUCCUAACAAUGUGCUGCCUCAUUCUAUUCUAGACAAGUAG